UCCGCAGUGAGCCACCUAGCUGCCCUGGUCCUGCCGGCGUGUCUGGGGAAGUUGGCAGCUUGCGACCAUUCAUCUGGGGUCCGGCCGCUGCCAUAGGAGGGCGGGGGAAGUGCGUCACCUGGUGGGGAAGGGGCUGUGAAUUUGGGGGCCGGCAGGAGGGGCAGGGGGACGGGAAAUAGGUUGUGUGUGCUCUCCGGGGGUAUUGUGUCAGGAGAUGCGGGCUGCCUACCAUGUGACGCGGGCCUGGGCUGAAGGGAUUGGCCGAGGCUGCGCAGGCGGUGCAGCCCUGCCGGCUGGCUGCUCCUCUCCCCCUUUCUCUCACAGCAUCUUCCUGCGAGUCUGUAGGUGAAGCGGCACCAGCAGCAUCCAUGGCCUCUCUCUGGGCUUAACCCUCGUCUGCUUUGGCUUUGGCAGCGGACUGGAGCACGUCUUGGGCAGCUGAGCCUUGUGCGGACUUAGCUGGGACCUGGAAUCAUAGCCUCCUUUUUUCUUUUUUCUUUUUUUUUCCUCCAGACUCCUUGGAAAUUAAGGAAUGCAAUUCUGCCACCAUGAUGGAAGGAUUGAAAAAACGUACAAGGAAGGCCUUUGGAAUACGGAAGAAAGAAAAGGACACUGAUUCUACAGGCUCACCAGAUAGAGAUGGAAUUCAGCCCAGCCCACACGAACCACCCUACAAUAGCAAAGCAGAGUGUGCGCGUGAAGGAGGAAAAAAAGUUUCGAAAAAAAGCAAUGGAGCACCAAAUGGAUUUUAUGCAGAAAUUGAUUGGGAAAGAUACAAUUCGCCUGAACUGGAUGAAGAGGGUUACAGCAUCAGGCCUGAGGAACCUGGCUCUACCAAAGGAAAACACUUUUAUUCUUCAAGUGAAUCAGAGGAGGAAGAAGAAUCACACAAGAAAUUUAAUAUCAAGAUUAAACCAUUGCAGUCAAAAGACAUUCUCAAGAACACAGCCACAGUGGCUGAGCUGAAGGCAUCAAUAGGCAACAUUGCCCUUUCCCCAUCACCAGUGAGGAGAAGCCCGAGGCGCAGCCCGGGUGCAAUUAAAAGGAACUUAUCCAGUGAAGAGGUGGCAAGACCCAGACGUUCCACACCGACUCCAGAACUUAUUAGCAAAAAACCUCCAGAUGACACAAUGGCUCUUGCUCCCCUGUUUGGCCCACCGCUAGAAUCAGCUUUCGACGAACAGAAGACAGAAGAUCUUUUAGAUCAGCCUGAGAUAUGGGGAUCAGGCCAACCAGUGAAUCCAAGCAUGGAGUCGCCAAAGUUAACAAGGUCUUUUCCCACUGGAACACCUCCACCAUUGCCUCCAAAAAAUGUACCAGCCACCCCACCCCGAACAGGUUCCCCCUUAACAGUUGGGCCAGGCAAUGACCAGGCAGCCACAGAGGUCAAAAUUGAAAAACUACCAUCCAUCAAUGACUUGGACAGCAUUUUUGGCCCAGUUUUGUCCCCCAAGUCUGUGACUAUUAAUGCUGAAGAAAAAUGGGUCUAUUUUUCUGAUACGUCCCCGGAACAUGUUGCUCCGGAACUGACUCCAAGGGGAAAAGUGGUGUCCCCACCAGCUGCACCAGACAACCCAGCUGAUACCCCAGUUCCAGGCCCGCCCGUGCCCCCAGGGCCUCCUCGAAAUGUACCUUCGCCGCUUCAUUUAGAAGAAGUCCAGAAGAAAGCAGCUGAGCAGACCUUCAUUAAAGAUGAGUACUUAGAAACAAUCUCAUCUCCUAAAGAUUUGGGGUUGGGACAGAGAGCAGCUCCGCCUCCCCCACCACCACCCACCUACAGGACUGUGGUUUCGUCCCCUGGACCUGGCUCGGGCAGUGGUACAGGGACCGCUAGUGGUGCGUCAUCUCCUGCUCGACCAGCCACUCCCUUGAUUCCUUGCAGCAGCACCACCCCACCCCCACCUCCUCCCCGGCCCCCAUCAAGGCCCAAGCUGCCUCCAGGAAAACCUGGAGUUGGAGAUAUGCCCAGACCUUUUAGCCCUCCUAUUCAUCCUUCCAGUCCACCACCAAUAGCACCCCUGGCCCGGGCUGAAAGCACUUCUUCAAUAUCGUCCACCAAUUCCUUGAGUGCAGCCACCACCCCCACAGUUGUGUCAGAAGAUGAUGUUUUUUAUGACAAACUGCCCUCGUUUGAAAGGCACUGUGAAACGCCUGCAGAGAAUGAACAGCCUUCCCUCGUUUGGUUUGACAGAGGAAAGUUUUAUUUGACUUUUGAAGGUUCUUCCCGGGGACCCAGCCCCUUAACCAUGGGAGCCCAGGACACCCUCCCUGUUGCAGCAGCCUUCACAGAAACGGUGAACGCCUACUUCAAAGGAGCUGAUCCCAGCAAAUGUAUUGUGAAGAUUACAGGAGAAAUGGUGUUAUCCUUCCCCGCCGGCAUCACCAGACACUUUGCCAACAACCCGUCACCAGCUGCUCUGACCUUCCGCGUGAUAAACUUUAGCAGAUUAGAACAUGUCCUGCCAAAUCCUCAACUCCUCUGCUGCGAUAAUACUCAAAAUGACGCCAGUAGCAAGGAAUUCUGGGUAAACAUGCCAAAUUUGAUGACUCAUCUAAAGAAAGUGUCUGAACAAAAACCCCAGGCUACAUAUUAUAAUGUGGACAUGCUCAAAUAUCAGGUGUCUGCUCAGGGCAUUCAAUCCACACCUCUGAACCUGGCGGUGAAUUGGCGGUGCGAGCCAACAAGCACUGACCUACGUAUUGACUACAAGUACAACACAGAUGCAAUGACAGCCGCUGUGGCCCUCAACAACGUGCAGUUUCUAGUCCCUGUCGAUGGAGGAGUGACCAAGCUUCAGGCUGUACUCCCCCCAGCAGUCUGGAAUUCUGAACAACAAAGAAUAUUGUGGAAAAUUCCUGAUAUAUCUCAGAAGUCAGAAAAUGGAGGAGUGGGUUCUUUGUUGGCAAGAUUUCAGUUAUCUGAAGGCCCAAGUAAACCUUCUCCACUGGUGGUGCAGUUCACAAGUGAAGGAAGCACCCUUUCUGGCUGUGACAUUGAACUUGUUGGAGCAGGGUAUAGAUUCUCACUCAUCAAAAAAAGGUUUGCUGCAGGGAAAUACCUGGCCGAUAACUAAUCAAAUCUUAUGCAAGGAUUUGGAAGACUCAUAUAAUGGACAAGUACUGUAUGAGGAAAAAGUUAUAGUUGGGGUUUGAUGAAAGCAAGCCUAAAUCUGCAUUUGGGAUGUGUCUGCUGGAGAUGCCGAUGACUUCAGCAACUAUUUCCCUCACGUGAUUCCAUGAUGACCAGUUCUCCAGUAUUUACUAUUAGGUGUAAUAUUGUUCAUGGUUUUAAAAUGUAAUUAUUGUAUUUGUAUAUUGUACUCAUUCCAGUAAGGCAGUUAGACACUUGAGUUUUAGCAUUCUACCGUUCCUGAAAUGGAUAUAAUUUAAACUGUGGUAUGUAAAUUUAAUAGUAGUAUUGUUUAACGACACAAUGCUCACAGAGAUAUGUUGCAUUUUGUCAAUAUAUAAAAUCUAAAUAUAAUAUUGAUAGCUGUCAUAAAGGAGGUGCCACACACACAAAGAAAAUUAAGUGGAACCAGGAAAAAAAAAAAGAAACCUACUUUUCUUCAGUCCUUAGUAUGUUUUAUUCUAGUUUGAAAUAAAACUCUAUCUUCAGAUGUU
Messenger RNA from Erinaceus europaeus (western European hedgehog), 3624 nucleotides. It is a transcript of the gene SGIP1, whose product is annotated as SH3GL interacting endocytic adaptor 1. Gene Ontology annotation, cellular component: plasma membrane; clathrin-coated vesicle; clathrin-coated pit. The transcript is spliced from 26 exons. The record is from RefSeq and is a predicted model, not a curated record. NCBI's taxonomy places the organism in Eukaryota, Metazoa, Chordata, Mammalia, Eulipotyphla, Erinaceidae. Gene Ontology annotation, biological process: clathrin coat assembly; clathrin-dependent endocytosis. The coding region runs from base 549 to 3074 and encodes 841 amino acids.